UGGAUACCCCUAAUCCUGCCUCACCCCUUUCCAUCCCUGCCCCAUCGCUGUGCCUGGACUGUUCGCUCUCUGCAGUCCAACCUCGCCCCAGAUCAAGCGAGAGCUAAGAAAACCAAACAACAAUGCCCAUCAUGGAGCGUUUCGACUGCCAUUACUGCAAAGACUCCCUGCUGGGGAAGAAGUACAUAAUGAAAGAGGACACGCAGUACUGCACUAAGUGCUAUGAGAACCUGUUUGCUAACUGCUGUGAGGGCUGCUCUUUGGCGAUUGGCUGUGACUGCAAGGACAUGUCCUACAAGGAUCGCCACUGGCACGAGCAGUGUUUCAAAUGUGUGAAGUGCAGCCGCUCUCUGGUGGAAAAGGCCUUUGCAGCUAAGGAUGAUUUGUUGCUCUGCACUGAAUGCUACGCCAAUGAUUAUUCUUCAAAGUGCACCAGCUGCAAGAAAACCAUCAUGCCAGGAGCCCGUAAAAUGGAAUACAAGGGGAACAGCUGGCAUGAGACCUGCUUCCUGUGCCACCGCUGCCAGCAGCCAAUAGGAACCAAGUCCUUCAUCCCAAAAGAUAACGGCUACUUCUGUGUGCCCUGUUUCGAGAAGCAAUUUGCCUACCAGUGCUGUGCUUGUAAGAAGUCCAUAACAACAGGUGGAGUGACCUACCAAGACAAACCCUGGCACCGUGAGUGUUUCCUGUGCAUCAGCUGCAAAAAGCAGCUGCCCGGUCAGCGCUUCACCUCCAGGGAGAACUAUCCCUACUGCCUUGAAUGCUUCAGCAACCUCUAUGCAAAGAAAUGCGUGGGCUGCACCAAGCCCAUCACCAGUCUAGCAGGAGCUAAGUACAUCUCUUUCGAGGAGCGCCAGUGGCACAGCGAGUGUUUCACCUGCAUUCAAUGCUCCAUGUCGCUGGUGGGACGCGGCUUCCUCACCCAGCGAGACAACAUCUUGUGCACCGACUGCGGCAGGGAGAAGUGACCUUUCUAUGAAGGGUUCACAGCUUUAUCCUUAAAACAACAACAGCUCCUGUUCUCCUUUGCAUGCCUGGUCUAUAAAAAACUCAAAAUGUCAGGUGCUUAUUUGGGUCAUAAAUUACCAUUAGUUCUCUCACGUUAGCCAUGCACCAUUUUCCAUAAAGAUUAACGUAUAUGUUUUUAACGUUAGGCUGCCAUUGCUCCAUGGUUGAUGAAUCUUCUCUUUGGUUGUUGAAAUUAAAAGUCUCAAAGAAAUAUCCAGAUUCUUCGGUUUGGAUUUUACAGUUUUUAUUGUCUCACCGAUAGUAAACUGAAUACCUUUCUAACAUUUAAAGUACAAAAUAAUCAAUUGUUAAUUUAUCAAAUGUUCAACAAAAAAGAAUCACAAGUUUGAUUGCUGAUGAAAAUAAUGGUUAGUUGCACCCCCCAAAAUACUGUAUGCUUUGCUUUUCUACAGGUCUGAUUUUUAUCACCUAUAUAUUGUGCCUUUUACUUACUGUAUGAAUACCUGGACACAUGUAUUCACACUGCAGAAACCAAACAUAAUGCAUGAAUUAUGCUUCUCUCAUGUGAAGUACUUAAAGGUUGUUCCAAUAAAGACCUUCCUAUGGAUAUCA
Messenger RNA from Eleginops maclovinus (Patagonian blennie), 1581 nucleotides. RefSeq names its product four and a half LIM domains 5 (gene fhl5). Gene Ontology annotation, cellular component: nucleus; Z disc. Gene Ontology annotation, molecular function: transcription coregulator activity. NCBI's taxonomy places the organism in Eukaryota, Metazoa, Chordata, Actinopteri, Perciformes, Eleginopidae. The transcript is spliced from 6 exons. The record is from RefSeq and is a predicted model, not a curated record. The coding region runs from base 123 to 968 and encodes 281 amino acids.